CCCGAGCAAAGCGGCAUGUCCCUCGGCCGGCGCAUAGCCCUCGGUGGCCUAGUAGUCGGCGCAGCACUGUAUUUCUGGCCGAGCGCCUCACCAGGAGUUCCCGGCGCCCCAAUUACUACCGCUAAAACCACCAGUGUACAGAACAUAGAGAAAGCUUAUGCGAGAAGUGGUGCCACUUCCACACACACCAAGGCAUAUGGGGGAACAAUACAGGGACAAAAAGAAGAUGCACCGAUGAGAGAAGGCUCUGCCACAAACAAACCCACAGGAUGCCAGCAGGAUGGGAUGGGAGACGACCAGCGGCCGAACAACCCCACCAAGCCUGAGAAAUGGUGGAACAAGACGAUGUAUGGGAGUGAAAAGGGGAAAUGA
Molecule: messenger RNA, 372 nt
Organism: Cladophialophora psammophila CBS 110553
Lineage: Eukaryota; Fungi; Ascomycota; Eurotiomycetes; Chaetothyriales; Herpotrichiellaceae
Exons: 1
Coding region: 16-372 (118 amino acids)
Source: RefSeq, a predicted model, not a curated record